Molecule: messenger RNA, 777 nt
Organism: Myotis daubentonii (Daubenton's bat)
Lineage: Eukaryota; Metazoa; Chordata; Mammalia; Chiroptera; Vespertilionidae
Gene: MPC1
Product: mitochondrial pyruvate carrier 1
Biological process (GO): pyruvate import into mitochondria
Cellular component (GO): mitochondrial inner membrane
Source: RefSeq, a predicted model, not a curated record
AUGGCGGGCGCGCUGGUGCGCAAGGCGGCGGACUAUGUCCGGAGCAAGGACUUCCGGGACUACCUCAUGAGCACGCACUUCUGGGGCCCAGUAGCCAACUGGGGUCUCCCCAUCGCCGCCAUCAAUGACAUGAAAAAGUCUCCGGAGAUUAUCAGUGGGCGGAUGACGUUUGCCCUCUGCUGUUACUCUCUGACGUUCAUGAGAUUUGCCUACAAGGUGCAGCCUCGCAACUGGCUCCUGUUUGUGUGCCACGCCACCAACGAGGUGGCCCAGCUCAUCCAGGGCGGGCGGCUCAUCAAAUACAACAUGAAUAAGAAGGCAGCAGCGUGACCGGGCAGGGAGGCUCCGUCAUCAGGACAGGACGCCCUGCUGAGGAAGACCCGCUGAGUGCUGUGUUACUAACCCAACCAUUUCCACCCACAGCGAGAGCCCCUGAGCCCCUGACCCGCCCCACUGCCUCCCAAGUACUGACUACUCUCCUCCUCCCCCUAACCAGCCGUCACACAGGCAGUCAUUCCGUGAUCCCAGCGAUGCUUUCUCUGAGGCCGUGUUAUCUGUUACAAUUUGCUGAACGCGCAAUGGAAGAGAACAAAGCCUGCGACCCUCAGACCUGGGUGCUCAGAGCUCUGGCUUGUUCCGUAACAACCAUGAGACAACCCCAGCUACACCCUUCAGGGCUCACCCCAGGGUCUGAAGCGUGUCCCUUUCCAUGCAGUGUGUAUUCUGAAAUGCUGUGACUUAACGGCAAUAAAUGACUUAAAUAUUUGUCAGUGAGAA